CUCCGCGACAGGGCCUCUGGACUUUCCUGGGGUUGGCCCUUUCAAUGAUGGACACUGGGGCUUGCCCGAUUUCUUUGCCCACUGCUUUAAACUUUACGCCUUAUUUGCCCAAUUCGUCUUAACUCUGCUCUUGCUUCACCUGCCCGCGCCUCCUCCGGCGAGGAGUACCACCUCUCAACCCUCCUCCCUCGCUUGACAACCCAAAUCCUCACAAUGAAACGGUUUCUCUCGUGGAUUCGUCGUAAUCCAGAACCCGAACCUGUACAAGAUGAUGUCUUGUCAACGGGAGCUCUGGACCCUCUGAGAAUCUCCAAGGUCGCUGAGGAGAAGCAGAAGAAUGAAGACAUUUUCCCUCUCCCAAUUCCGGGUGCCUUCCCGCCGUCGCCGUCAGUGUCUCCGCGUCUUGCGCCACGCGAUGAGCAAUUAGUCGAGGAAUUGGUUCACGUGGAUACUGCGCAGGAAUUGGAAGUCGAUGUUUCGACCGCCCCUCAACUCCAUACAGAUCUCGGGUCAUAUUUACACCCCAGGAGACCAAAAUACACACCUUCCCCACAGCGCUUCCGACCCGCUGAAACCGCUGCUUCAAAGCCGAUACGAAGACCGCGCUUCCAAGAUGAUCUGGCCAUCAAUGACCCGUAUGGCCAACAAUACAGAGCAUUCGAGAAGUUGCCCUUUGGCAGGCCAGUAUCUGCUGUAUCACUCUUCUACCCCGAGAAGAAACCCCUUCCGGAGAAUCGAAUCGCGUCCAUACUUGCGCCUGAAUGGGAACGACGCGAAAAAGAGAGGAGAGCCUUGGAGGGCUUGGCAGGUCGUCCAGCCCGGGUGAUUCCUCGUGGACCCGCUGUGCGACCAUUGUCAAGGGAUUGGAUGAUGAAAGUUUCAGAGGCUAUGAGAACGCUGCAGGGAUAUCCAGUUGCCAAGUCUCCCUCGGGUGAUGACUUAUAUCAAAGGGACAUCGCUACGUGUAUUAAGCCACUGGCGUGGCUCAACGAUGAAAUCAUCAACGCAUACCUAACCGUCCUCGUUCAAUAUCUCCGCCAAUCAACCGGCAACACGGCAUCGAAUGAUCGACCCAAGUUUCACGCUUUCAAUACCUUCUUUUACUCCACCCUCCGAGACAAAGGUUACCAAGGUGUCCGUCGCUGGGCCAACCGCGCGAAAAUUGGCGGUGAGGCUCUCUUGGAUGUCGACACUGUUUUUAUUCCUGUGCAUCAGGCGAGUCACUGGACUCUGAUGGUUGUACGGCCAAUGGACCGGACAAUCGAAUACUUCGAUUCACUAGGCGCUCGGGGUGCGCGGGAGGUAGAGGUUAUCAAAAAGUGGCUUCACGGGGAACUAGGAGACAAGUUUGACCCGGAAGAAUGGACUUUCUUACCCUCAGUUUCUUCUCAACAGGACAACAUGAGCGACUGCGGCGUGUUCCUUCUCGUUAAUGCCAAAGCUAUCGCUCUUGGGAUUGAACCCACGGCAUUUGGGGCCAGUGAUACGGUUGACUUGCGAAUGAAAAUCGUUGCAGAGCUCAUGAAUGGCGGGUUACAUGGUCCAUUCUGUCCCGUCGAUAAAAUGGGCCAAACUUUGCUUUGACGCAAUGCUGCGAAAAGGACUUUUUCGAAACGCUCACAGCGUACCUGAUGGGAAAACUGCAAAGCUGGGAACUUACUGCCCCAGUUCCUCGAGUGACCCUUCCGAAUAUUAUUAUUGAGGGGUCAACUCCCUCAUAUACCAAUACUUCAGCAUAUGCAUCGUCAUCACCCAGGCGUUUUCCAAUUUUUGCGGACUUUUAUCUACAUCUUUCCCGGCGCACAUGGCGAUUUCAACAUGGCGAAUUUAGAAAUGGGUUGGAGGAACAGUCAACGGUCAACGGUCAACCAGGAAGAAUUUUUUUCCAAGGGUUCAGAUGUUUUUGGGGCCAUUGUUACUGUUUCUGCGUUUGUUAUUUAAUGGUCUGAACGAAACUCGAAUG
Penicillium brasilianum is the source of this 1963-nucleotide messenger RNA. The record is from the annotation of a GenBank genome assembly. NCBI's taxonomy places the organism in Eukaryota, Fungi, Ascomycota, Eurotiomycetes, Eurotiales, Aspergillaceae.